Molecule: messenger RNA, 489 nt
Organism: Lactuca sativa (garden lettuce)
Lineage: Eukaryota; Viridiplantae; Streptophyta; Magnoliopsida; Asterales; Asteraceae
Source: RefSeq, a predicted model, not a curated record
AUGGCUGAGAGACCCCUACUGACUCCAGAUACUGAUGGCGAAUCUGUAGAUCAAACUCACUACAGAUCGAUGAUCGGUUUGUUGAUGUAUCUAACUGCAAGCCAUCCAGAUAUCAUGUUUGCAGUUUGUCAAUGCGCUCGCUAUCAGGACAGUAAUUAUGGAGGCUGUAAGCUUGAUAGAAAAUCUACAUCAGGAGGAUAUCAAUUCCUUGGUGAUAGGUUGGUGUCUUGGCAGUGCAACAAAAAGCACACGGUCUCAACCUCAGCAGCAGAAGCGGAAUAUGUUGUUGCCUCUGCUUAUUGCUCUCAAGUUAUAUGGAUCCAACAUCAGCUGUUGGAUUACGGUUUGAAUUAUUUAGAAACCCAUAUCCUGUGUGAUAAUGAGGCUGCCAUUAACAUGAAAAUGCAUUUCAUUAACAUUAACAUGAAAAUGAAAAUGCAUUUCAGCACUCGAAAACCCAGUCCAGCACUCGAAAACCAAGCACAUUAA